This is a messenger RNA of Onychomys torridus (southern grasshopper mouse), 2419 nucleotides long. It is a transcript of the gene Fam241a, whose product is annotated as family with sequence similarity 241 member A. The transcript is spliced from 2 exons. Lineage: Eukaryota; Metazoa; Chordata; Mammalia; Rodentia; Cricetidae. Bases 135 to 524 code for a protein of 129 amino acids. The record is from RefSeq and is a predicted model, not a curated record. Gene Ontology annotation, cellular component: intracellular membrane-bounded organelle.
GGCUCCGGCACUUCUGGCGCCCGGGCCGGUGGGCGCGCUUCUGGGGCUCACGUCUGUGCCGGGCUCUCGAGCAGCGAGCGUGGCAGUGUGGCAAGCGGCGACCGUGCGGGCGGGCGAGCGGUGUCGGCGGCGGGAUGUGCUCGGCCGGGGAGCUGCUGCGGGGCGGCGCCGGCGACGGGGAGCGCGACGAGGACGGGGCGGCGCCGGCGGAGCGGGCGGAGGAGCGGGAGCCCCGGGCGAGCCCGCGGCGCAGGCGGCGGCAGGGCGAGGGCGAGCAGGAUGUUGAAGAAUCACAAAACCACACUGGCGAACCCAUUGGAGAUGACUACAAGAAGAUGGGAACACUUUUUGGUGAACUGAACAAAAACCUCCUCAACAUGGGCUUCACAAGGAUGUAUUUUGGAGAACGAAUUGUGGAACCAGUAGUGGUCAUUUUCUUUUGGCUUAUGCUAUGGUUCCUUGGCCUACAAGCCCUUGGACUAGUUGCUGUUCUUUGCCUUGUCAUUAUUUAUGUACAGCAGUAAAACACUGGACAUUUGGUAGCCAUGUAUGUAAUUGAUAGAGCUAUCUAUACACUUGGGCUUUUUGAAAGCCAAAAUGGUUUGACAAAUUUCAUAUUGUAUACUGGCUGUUUUGUAAUUAAAAUUAUAAAUGAAUUUCUUUAAAAUGCAACUCUUUGUUAUAACAAGGAUGAAUAUAUAUUUUUGACUAUAUAUUAGCUUAUUCAAACUCUUUUUCACUCCUGUGAUCUGUACCUACCUUGAGACACCUUCUUCCCGUGCCACAUCUGAACAUGGCCCAACAGUGAUGGGGGAAAUAGCAUGGCAUGGAACUGCAGUGAAGCAAUGCAGAUCUUGUAAAGUUCCAGUGAAACAUUUUGGAAGAAGAAGGGAAAAGUUUUAAUUAGGAAACUGCUCCACCCCCACCUCCACUGAAAUAUCCCAUUGGGGAAGAUCAUUUGUCUCUCUGUCAUUUCUGCGUAGUCCAAAACAAAGUAAAUGAUAACUGCCACAUACCGCCAUAGUGCUGUGAAAAUGAAUAAUGCUAGCUGUUUCCAGAGGACUGAAAAUAAUAUAUUUAUUAUCGUUGGUGAAGUUUUGGAGUGUAAUGUAAGUUUUUUAUGUGUUAUCCUUGGGCCUUCAUUACAUUGUUUGUAAAGUUAGAGACAACUCUGGUGCUCAUUUCUCCUUGUGAGUUUUAAGGCCGCACGCCUGGCAGUGCCUGUAAUUUGUACCUAGCCAGUUGCAUGUUUUUCCUAGAGAUGUUUUCAGUGCAUUUGUUUCCUAAAGUUUAUAAUUUUAUAGUUCUUUUCUAACAAUUAUUCUAAGGUUUAAAACAAUGCCUUUCCUGUCAUAGCAUGGUGCCUAUCCCCAAAGAAUGAUUUCUAUCAUAUAAUAGAAAAAAACAGGUCAUUUUUCUUUGAUAUCUGUAUUGAAGAAUACAAAAGUACAGAAUAAAAUCACAUGCUUAAAUUGAGAACUCAGUGGCCACUUGUAAUAUUCUAGAAUUAAAGCCAAUUGGCUAGCCAUAUUUUUACUGUGUACUAUGGGGUUUUAUAUUGAAACAAUCAUUUCUUUAAGUGUACUUUGAAAAUGAAAAGUGACUUUGAUACUUUUGGUUUUGUUAAAGUACCUGAAAUCUUUACCAUUUUGUCUAAGAGACAUCUAUUUAAACAAAGAAAUUUAAAUACAAAAAUGGGACGGCGAGGUAUUUUUGUUUGGUAGGGCCUUAACUAAAGCAAUAGGGUGUUUACUAGGCCACUUCAUAAAGUUCUUACUCAUGCAGUCUUAAACAUUAUUCUGUAAGAAAUUCUGAAACAGAAAAUUAUGAAAACAGGAGCACUAACAUGUAUUGUGCAUCUGUGUAUUGUGUAUAAACAUAGGCCUCUAAAAUUUGGCUUUGGAAAAACGCAAGUCUGUACUAUAUUGUGUUUUUAUUGUGUUUGUGGUUAUUUUUGUCACCACCUUUCUGAGUUGAGUGUCAAUGCAGGGUGUUUGGAAAAAUGUCCCCUUUGUGUAUAUACAGUAGGAUUGCAAGGUUCUAAAAGAAGUCAUGAGACUUUGCAUGUGUGCACAAAAUGCUAAUGAGUACAUUCUUCCCUAGUGCUACCAGGAAGGCUAAUUUCCUUUCGGAAUGCAAAAUAAAAGAUGCAGGGUACAUGAUAGCCGCUCUGGUUCUACCAGUGCUUCUUGCUGUAAAUGCUUUAAAAGAAGACCUAGAGUUUAUUACAUAAUACCCCAUCAACACUAUGCAUGUGCAUGCUGGUGUAAAUGGGUAUAUUUUAUGAAGAAAUGGGGUCAUUUGCUAUCACCUACACAUAUAUUAUGGAUUAAUGUAGUAUGCCAUCAAAGUUUUUGCUUAGUAUUGAAAAAAACCUUCAUAUAAAAAAUGUUCUCUUGGGGGUUGGGGAUUUAGCUCA